GAAGGUCGGGGAAGCGAGGAAGCCGGCGGAAAGCCUUUUACGACCGUCACGUCACACGAUCUCAGCCUCUCCAGUAAAUCCGUCGAUGAGGACGUCGUUUUGUUGCUUGCGUUUAAAAUGGAUAUGUUUUCUCCUGUGUUAUAUGUUUUAAUGGAUCGUUUGUGCUGGCCGUUAUUGCUUGCUAUGUGGCGUACAAUCAGUCGGGCUGCACAACAGGGGCUGGGGCCAGCAAGUGCCCCAACACCUUCACUUGGGUUUUGGUCUAAAUUUUGGGAAUUUCGAGAAACUGAAAGAGGGAUUACCGUUGAAUGUGUAGCUAAGAAUUUAGCGGCAAUGGUCGCCGUCUGGGGUUCAUGUCGGCUGGUUGAUUAUGGUGACUACAAAGCUUCUACACAACUGGCGGAGCUCCAUGCUGAAUUGAAGAGUGAAAGGAAGCGUCGUGACAAACUUAAGGAACAGUUGAAAGAACUAAGGGAUAGGGAUAUUUAUGGUCGAGUACCUACUCGUACCUCUGUCUUUCUGCGAAGAAACGUGGGUUUCUGCAUUGCUGUGCCUUGGUGUUUGUAUGCUUUCUCUUCAUACUUCAUGGAUUUUGAUGGUUAUUGGAAACGAAGAGCUGAAAAAAGACGAUUUGAGAUCAAGGAAGUCACGAGAGACCUGGAUUCUAUGAGGAAGAUGAGGGAGGAAAUGGAGCAUUCCGUUAUGAGCGAAGUUUGCACACCCCUAGUUGUAAUGUCCUGUUACAAGCAGAAGUCACAAGUGAAAAUGCGAAGAGCAAUGGAAAUACUGGAGUCUGAAGCUGGUUCUAUUUAUUGUAGUACUUGGCAGAACAUAUGCUUUUGUGGACAAGGGGUGUGAAAAUAUGUUAAACUCUAGCAUCUCUCUACUUGUUUGGUCUUAUGCGGUGGUAUAACUAUUUAGUCU
Messenger RNA from Striga asiatica, 924 nucleotides. The record is from the annotation of a GenBank genome assembly. Lineage: Eukaryota; Viridiplantae; Streptophyta; Magnoliopsida; Lamiales; Orobanchaceae.